Messenger RNA from Funneliformis geosporum, 150 nucleotides. The record is from the annotation of a GenBank genome assembly. Lineage: Eukaryota; Fungi; Glomeromycota; Glomeromycetes; Glomerales; Glomeraceae.
AUGAAUUCAAAGGCACACUUCGAAAAUACAAAGAGAGAGAAAUGGAAACAGUUAAGGAACGAGAAACAUGACUUAGUAAGGAUCAGAAAAAAACAAAAAAUGAUAGAAAAAGAAACUAAGAAACAGCACGAAGAACGUCUAAAAUAUUAA